AUGAAGAUCCAGAUACCGAAGGAUGAUAAUUAUAUACUUAUGCUAGAUAAGAUCAGUGAGGAGGAGAAAUUUUUCAUCCACGUUUUAUCAACAUGUGACGAGAAGAACCUAAUUGAUCACCUCUUUCCCUUUGUCGAUUGGGUGUGGCUGAAGUCAGAUUUGAUAGCUUGGGCGCCCGUUCUCAAUCGAUUCGACGACCUCCUGCAGAGGUACAUCGUGCAUAAUAAAUUGAAUCGGGAGGAGACCUGCAUUGCAAGAGGUGAUGAAGGCGUAGAGACCGAGACACAGGCGGGCAGUGCACUCGCGCAAGGGGAAAAAAGCAGCGAGAAGCCUAGUGAAAAUAACAUUGAGAAGACGAGCGAACCUUCCAAAGAAUCGUUCGUCCCAUCCGAUCUUCUAAUCGAGCAAAUCCUCAGGUUCACUUACCACAUCCUGGACAACUGCCUAAGCAAAUCGAAGUACAACUCGCUGGACCAUUUGCUUGUGCUACUGUGGAGCUUCAACCCCAAGAUAUCAAUCCUGUCGGCUGAAAUUUUAAAUAUAUAUUACUUAUUUAUAAAAAAAACGAAGAAAAAUGAAAACAAAAUAAAUCAAAUUGUAAAUAUCCUGUCAGCGCUAAUUAACAUCCCUGUGCCGAAUUUCUUACACCCAUAUAUAAACAACGACAUAGGAAGGAUAAACGACAACAAUUACAUUUCUGGCCUAGUGCUGUACUACAUGCAUGACUCCACAGAUAAACGUUACAUGCAAAAUGUGUACAGCAAAAUUGAUAAUAGGUACCUGUUAGACCUAAUCGAUUAUGAGUUGAACCUGGACAAUGUUACAAUUAACGUGGAAGAUCACGAGAUCCCCUUCACGUCUGUCCUCCCCAAGGAGGUAAAGUAUAAUGAGGCGAAGGAAGCCCUACAACAGGCAUACGACGCCAUUAUGAAUAAGUAUCAAAUAGACGAAAAAAAAACUUUCGACCUCAGACAUAAGUUAAGAAUAUACUUGGGAUUAAUAUGUCCCAAGUACAGAAAAAAAUUAUUCAACUUAAGAUACUUAAUUAUAUCGGGUUCGUUGUCCAUUAACUCUAUUUUGUAUCCUCAAAUUAUUCCAAGCAACACCAUAUUUUUACAAGAAAUUUUGUACAUACUAAAAUAUCACAAGUUUAUUGAUUUUAACACGCUGCAAAUAAUCUUUGACUUGCUGACGACGGCGAUAGAAUCCCAUCUUCAUUACAAAGUUGUGUCGGAUAUACUGGGCCUACGAUUACACAGUGGUUUAUUUAUCAGCGUUUUUAAGUACUACCUGAAUUAUUUUUUAUCCACUUAUACAGUGCAGAAGGAUAUCUGCCCUCUGCACAUUAUGAACGAGAGCCCAGUAGAAAUGUACAGCACCAAUGAUAUCAACACUUUAUACCUAAAAAAAAUUCAAGAGGACAAGGCCAUAAGCACAUCUUCCCCCCCACAGGAGGGCGGAAUUGUGCACACUUCUGGCAGCGGUAACGUUAUGGUGCGGACAAGUAUUUAUAGCUCCCUGAGUGAGUUACUGCCGAAUGAAGGUGGGGAGCAGCAUCCCAGGCCACAGAACAGUCACCACCCCGAAAGUGGUGCUCCCUCACAUGAAGAGGCAGUAACCCAUGUCGCAAAUGAUCAUCAGGAUUCCACCCAAAGGGAGGCAGAAAAUUCUCUGACCGCUGCAGACGGUUCCAACCAGUUAAUCACCACUAACAACAAUUCGAUAUUCAAUGCGGACGCGUUCCGAGGAGAAGACAACCCAGUCAGCAUCGAUUAUGGUGACCCCGCAGGAGUGAUGGGGACCAUAUCCCCAUUCGUGAACAAUCCACCCAUCAGUGGGAAUAUAAAUGGUGUACACAAUGUUAACAUCUUUGAUUACAUGAGCAAUGAAGGAGAUACGAAUAAUGAGGCGGAUUCCACCCACAUGAGGGAUCCCCCCAACGUCAGUAACUUGAAUAUAUUCGACUUCAUGAACAACGCCGAGGAAGUUGACCUCAUGGCUGGUGGUACUGCAGAUAACAGGCUAAGCAACCAACCGAGGGACCCAAACGGAUUCAAGGAAGAAACGCAAUACGAAAAUUAUAUAAGUGAAGACGUAAUUAUAAGCAAUAUAAAAAAUUGCAAGAAAAAUGGAGAAAGUGAAUUUAUAAAAAUUUCAAAAAAAAUGUUUAAAGAUUUUAAAAAGAAGAAAAAGGAAGUAUCCAUGAUGUUACAAUUAUUAACCCUAUACCAUACGUGCAUUAUGGAGCCAUGCCCAAUUCUUACCAUAGCGCAACAGAACACACUAAAAUUUUUUCCCCUGUAUUUGCAAGACAGCUACACGAACAAUCUUCCAAUUGUUCAUUUGUUACUGAGAAUUAUGGAGACCCUAUUGGACUUUACGCCAAACUUUUAUUUCACUGCGAAGAAUGAAGAGGAGCUGUACAAAAUUUUACUCUCUCGUUUUCAAUACGAAAUAUUUAUGAUGUCCGACAGUUUUUAUCACCUGAAUCGGGAGCAUUUUCUGAGGUAUUAUUUCGAGCCCUUCGACUACCGCGGGUACGACCGCACAUUUGUGGAGAGUGAGGAGCAGGCCCACGGUUAUGUAGGGGGAGCGGGACAGGAUGGAGAGGCAACCCAGGUGCAUGGAAGUGUGAACGGUGAUAUAGUGAACGUGGAAAUAGAGACAGCCCGCCCCGCCGCUUGUCCCACCCAGAACAGCCUCUUCCCCCGGGGAGAUGCAAAGCUGGUGAGGCUAUUCCAAACGUACGACAUAAACGAGAGCGCCACGGACGAGACCCUUCUAAACAGAUUCACCUUCUGGUGGAAGCUGCACAUAUAUGAAGAGCGAGUGAAGAUCAUAAAGAUGAUUAUAAAGGCGCUUAACCUGGCGUUGAAGGGCUACUCCCCAACAGACACGCUGCUAGACAUAUUUACAAAUAAUUAUAUCUCCGUCAAAAUUAUUAAGUACAUUUUGAAGUACCCACACAAAUUUGGCCUCUGCGUGUAUGGAUACAUACUAGGGUUUAUAUAUGAACACAUAUAUGAAGACCCCACGAUUUUGUCUACCCUGUUGAAAGAGGGUCUGUUGAACAUUUUAUUAAACAGCAUAGUGGAGGAUAAUUUGAAAGACGAAACAGUGUUGAUCUAUGUCCCAUCCCUCCUCUCCCUAAUGUUUAUUCACAGCAUUGGAAAGUCAGCCAUGAGGAAGUUGAAUUACUCGCCCAUAUAUAACCUCUUCCAUUAUAUGAUCAAAAUAGAUUAUUUUUUUUUCGAUAGAUUUGGCGAUAUAGCUGUUUCUAUUGGAAAUAUCAUCAACGAGCUGGAGAAUUACGGCUUCGUGAUGAGAGACUUCCUUACCUUUCAUGUGAAAUUAUUGAAGAAGUUAUAUUUGGAGGGUCUAAACUUGGGUUAUUGGAAAUGCCUGGAUUAUGAUUACGUACAAAAGUAUGUAGAGGGGUCAGUAAAGCAGUUACACCAUGUGCAGUUAAAGGAUCUCAACAUAGACCGAUAUAAACAUAGAAGGGACAACUUUUUCUUGGACAGAUUAUCGAUCCUGUGUCGAUGUAUCCUGUCCUAUAUGAAGACCUCCUGGAUUAAAUCAUUGUUAAAGUUAAAUGGCCUCAAGUUCUUAAUGGCUUACACAAACCUGAUAAGCCUACCGCCCAACUACAUUCACAUAUUUGAGUAUCACUCCAUUUACACGUUUGUCAUGAAGAUAUAUUUGUAUGCCUCCUUCAAAAAUGUGUACAAUCAGUUCCUUUACCCUCUGUACAACUACAACAACUUCGUUUCGUAUGUGCAGUACGUAAGUUUGUUAUUAUUAGAUUCGUUCUACUUCGACCUGGGUGACAAUAUUGUCGUGGUUAAGCGAUCUGCUCUUCGCGCAGGGCAAGGGAGCGAAGCGAACAAAGCGUUUGGAUCUGUGGGAGCGGCCAGCAAACCUUUGGAGGGAGGAAGCAAGUACCUCAGGAAGGACUUCUUCGCUGGGCCUUUCAUCGACCGUAACCAGCUCCUCCUAUGUAACAUCACGCAGCUCUUCAACAUUCUGUACUUCCUAAUCUCGGCUUACACCGACUCCAAGGGGCUCUACGCCAACGAGGAGAAUUUGUACGAUCCGUCAGAAUUGUCAAACAGAAAAAUCUUGGAAAUAUUUUCAGAUGUCCUCAUAACGAUAGAAAGUGUGUUCGACUUUUACUUUACAUUAUAUUUUUACCAGACGAAUGACUUAAAUCAGAACAUGUUUUUGCAUCUGAAGGAUAAGGUAUGUAUCCAUGAACACAUCAAGAGAACACUUCGAAACAGCCAAAAUAAAUCAGAUUAUCUGUUAUACAAUUUGUUCGGAUCCAGUCGUUCCCUUUUUUGCUAUUCGAUUAAUAACAACCUGUACGUAUUGAACAAAGAUGAGGGAAAAACACAUAUCAUUUGUGACCACGACAAUGCAGAUGAUUACAAAAUGACCGAUCACCUCAGUGGAUUAGAUAAUGAUGACAAGGUGUAUAAGGCCAUUUACAAAUACGCCUUUUCCCAGGUCCUCAGUGAAUUUAACACCUUUGUGAAUAAAAGUAUGAAAAUGCCAUCGGACAUUGUAGCUUUUAAAAAUAAGGAGAAGACGAAAUUUCAAAAAUACUUUUCAAGUUCCGACGAAUCAAUUGUCGGGUUCAAAGUAGCGAAGAAGAAAAAUAUGUUGCACUUGGCGCAAAGUGGAAAUGAUAACGACGCGGGGGUUAUAACCAACCUUAUCUCUAAUAAUAUAGCAACUCAUGGCAGCACGGUGAAGGAGACCCCGCUCUCCAGCAGCAACCUUCUUGAGACCGAUUCCCCAGGUGUUCAAAAGAGCCACUUAAAUGCGCAAAGCAUUGCAAAUAUGUACGCAGAUUACCGCGGCGGCAGUUGUAUGGAAUGUAACUUUGCGGAGAAAAAACAACAGACGAGUGGGGGAGUAAAUAACGACUCGAGCAUUGGCGGUAACGACAGUGGCGCUGCUAAGAGCGAAUACAACGACUACUACAUAGAGGACAAGAACAUACACAUGCACACGCGCCUCGCGUAUGACUCCAAGUACGUCCUGUGCGAAAGCCUCAGAUCGCUGCUGGUGGUAAUUAAAAAGUUUUUUAUCAUGAUUAAUCUAGCCUGCCAUACGAGGCAGUUAAAGUUGAAGCCCAGCCCGAACUAUAUCUUUUACAAUGUGAUCCAGCAGAAGCACAUUCUGUGCAUCAUUCGAUGUUUAACCAAGUGCAUGAUGAAUGUACCGCUGGUGAGCAAGCCCAUUCAGGAGAACCCCUACCUCGCGGGCGGCGCAGCGAAAAGCGUGUACAGAGUGUUGUCUGACCAUAUAACGGCGGAGAAGGUCAGCUAUUUGAGCGAGCCCAGUGGGGCGCAGUCACCAUCAGCAGUGACCGCAGCAACGCCCUCAUGCGUCACGGUGAAUGGCGGUGCGAACAGUUUCUACAGCUACAACAGCGGAGGUGGCAACGUAAAGCCUGACUCAGUCGGGCCAAGUGCCUACAAGAACGGAGCCAGGAAAUGGCCCAAGGUUGGAACGAAUAUGGACCACCUUUCAUAUGGAAGCAUGGCGGAAGAAAACCUCUCCAAGGAGCACUUACCCUCCUGUGGUAGCGCCAAUAAUGCAGCGGAAAGGGACUCACAGAAGAAAAACCUCAACCUGUAUGACUAUGCAUACACCUCCUUCACCAGCCACCAUGUAAAGAAGAUAGAAAAUUUUUAUCCAGAACCAUUCUACAUGGAGGAAAUUUUGUUCAAACGAUACAACUUUAACUUUUCCCUGAUCGACGUGGUGCCGAAUAAGGACCUUCAACAUGAUUGGCACUUUGGGCCAGCGGACAAGGGACCAGCGCAGAAUGGAAAUGUGGCCGCGUUCCGAAGCCACCUGGAAGAGAACGAAUCGUACAACUUGAGGCAUCCCCGGGAAAGCAUUCCCAGUCACGAUUUGAGCAAGUAUAACAAGUCGUACAUUUGCACGAGCGUUCGGAAGCCUGGAGGGUCCUACCGCGUGGUCCACCACAACGAUAAUUUCAAUUGGGAAGCGUGUGCAGCGGAUAACGCAAACGAGUCGAACGCAGCAAGUAAUACAUGUCACGAAGCGAAUUCGCAGAACAACCCAAGUAGCAGUAACGCCGCCUCGAGCGAAAAGGAAGGAGUAAACGACAUGCCCAAGGAAAAGAAACUGUCCCCAGUGAACAUCAGCAUAGAACAGUACAGCCCGAUGAAAACAGUGAAGUACAUCGCAGAGCUCAUCAACAUUUUGCACAAGCUACUGUCGGAUAACAAACUCGAAUUUAUUAGCUACUUUUAUUUCCUGGACUUGCUAUACAAAGUGGGAACGUUCGACUUCAUUUUCAACAUGUUUAAUUAUGUGAUGAGCGUAUACAUAUCCCUGCUUGCAUUAUACUACAAAAAGAAGGAGAUGAAGAAGAACAAACAAGACCUGAAGACGAAUUUUGUUACUUACAUACCAAUUCACAUCAGCAAGAAUUUUACCUGCACAAACACCUACUUUGUUCGCUACCUAAUCAGAAUUAUGGAAUACUAUGCUGGUGCUGAUAUUAGUACCCUGAAGAUUUACCUGCAAAUUGUCAUUAAAGGGAUAAGCGCCUUUCUGGACUUCUUCGUCAGCCUCAUCAACGUUGGCAAAUUUAACUUGAUGCUCUUCUGCUCCAAGAUGCUGCACCCCCUCACGCGCUUGCACAACGACUUUGAGAACCUCUCCCCGGAGAGAAAGGCCACGUACAACAUGGGAGGAGGAACGGCAGCGGAGGGGACAGUGGCGGAGGGAAAGACGCACGAGAGUAACCCGUUGCUCACCACCAAUGGCGCACAAAGUUGCAGUAAUGGCGAAGGUGAAGAGGCCAAUUUAUUGACACCACAAGUGGAAGGAACAAACGAGUUAAACGAGAAAAGUGUACAAGUGGACGCAUUCCCCAAUUCGAGUGAAAUGAAGAAGAUAAAGAAACAGGACACUCCGGAACUUAGCAAAAGUAACAACGAAUCAAAUGAUGCGAAGGAAGAAAAUGCUACCACCACCACGACCCCCGCGCAAAAUGCGAAACACAAAUCACAAAACACAUUCAUGUACAACAACAACUUCAUUUUCUCGCUGGACUACUUCGACAUUGUUAACACGAUCAGAUCGGUCAAGUGCGAAAUAGCAAACAACAUAUUCAUGUGGCUAACCUACAUCAACAGUACAAGUGUUAAAAUUGGCAACCUUGGGAAGAAUAAUAUAUACAUAAACUUCAACAAUAAUAUCAUAUACACCUUGUUGAGAAUCAUUUUAAAAUUUAUUCAUCACUCGAUUGAAGUAGAACCCAAAAUGAUCGAUUUCUGGGCAAAGGAAAAAUGCAAGGAUAGGAAGAACGUUAGUGGAAAGGAAAAGGAUAAGGACAAGGAUAAGGACGCAUUUAACUACCCCCAUGUUAACAUUUUGGAGGAGUGGGGCUUAAUGGGGUUUGAUGAAAAAACGAUUUAUGAUUGUCUCAAUUAUUCUGGAACCACUGAUCUAGAUUGUACUUUGAAUUAUUUGGAUAAGGCAAAGGAAAAGGACUUCUUCUUCAACAUAGCAAAGGAUAAACUUGGAGAGAGAAGGAAUGUCUGUAGAAGACCCCCCUACUACGACUUUGACUAUAACAGCAGUGAUGAAAAUUCGACCUCGGGGAAUAGAAGACUGGUUGAUAUACGAUUGGGGGUCAACGAGAAUGUUAGCGAUGAGGAACUUAAUGAUGCGGUGCAGGUUGCAGCAGAGGGGAAUCCCCCCAUCGAUGGGGAUGGUCAACAGGUGGAUGAAAACAUUUGCCCAGCACCACUCAUCCUAAACGAUUCCCCCAAAGAUGGAAACGACAAGGAGGAUAUCUUUAACAAAGAUGACAAAUACAUGCUGGAGAAGUUUCCCUUCAUGUUCGAAAUAUUGAAAGAAGCCAAAGCAAAGUCAACACAUGCAAGGGUGUACUACUACCAAACGAUUAUGGACCCAAACAGCAAGAGAAAUAUGUUAUUAUACCUACAGUACUACUUAAAGUUAUUGAAGAAAAAUCUUUUCCUUACAUAUGAGGAGAAAAAUAACAUCAAUCAAUUUUGGGACGAAGAUAAUUAUUUACUCCUUAGGCAACUCAUUUAUAAAUAUAUUUUCAAUAUGCUCAUAAAUAUAAUGAUAACCAUCCCUUUUAAUGAAGGAGGUUACACCAACCUUUUCCUCAGCUUCCUCCUCAUUGACAUUGAUAAGAAGAGUGUGAAACUGCUCCUGGACCAUUAUAGAAAAACCAUACACGAUAAAAACACCAACAAAAGUCGUAUAUUCAAUCAUCAAGAUGUGAAAAUUAUCAUUCUGUAUUAUUUUAUUGAAAAUAUUUCGAAGAAAAUUAAAACCCUGAAGAAUGAUGAAGCCUUCCCAAUAGAACCCUUCUAUCAUUGCCACCACAUGUUCAUGUACUUUAAUAAGAAGAAAAAUAAAAACGUCAAGAGUGCUGAUGAUGGUGGGAUGAAAGCGGACAAGAAGGACAACAACAAGAAUGGAAAUAAAAAUAAAUUCGUGCAAAACAGAAAUGCGUUAACAAGUGACAACGGUGGGGUGAUCCCCAUUUUGCCUCAAAGCGGGGAAGCGAAUGCAGGAAACGCCACCGGGGUUGAACACAAUAUUGGCAGUGCGAUCAGUGCAGGUGUGACUGGAAUGGGGGGUGUCGCCACGACGGGAAGCGGCCGAGGUCAUGACGCCCGCCAACCGGGAGAUGAAGCUGGCCAGGAACCAAGCAAUACUACCGGAAUGACAUCAAAUGUCCAGCAUAAUAUCCCCACGAAUGGUGGUGCCUCUGGUGGGGGAAGCGCCCUGAACAACAUGCGCAACAUGAUGAUGAGUACUACUCUACCCAACGGUAGAACCAACGCGAUGAACAGUGCGAACAACCACAGUAGAGUAGGAAACCCAAUGAGUGAAUUCCUUGCAGAGUACCAACUGAACAAUAACUACGACAUUAGCAACCACAGUGAUGACAACACGACUACCGUAUUGUACCCAGGAAGCGAUGCCGUGGAUGACAAAAAUUCAGUCAUGAAUAACAACGCAAAGAGUAAGGAGCCUAAUAACCCAGAUGGUGAAGUAGUGGACGAUUCAAAUGAUCCCCAACGUUGUAUGUACAGAACCAAGUAUAUUAAAGGAGACCUAGAUGUUAUAUAUGAGUCGCAAAAGGACAUGGAAAUAUACUCUUACCACUUUUGCCUGUACAUGCUGUUUUUCACACUUUACAAUAUUAUUGAUAAAUACACAAUAGCAAGAAAUUUGAUUUUGCACAUAGACAGGAACAUCCUGGACUAUUGCAUUUUCUUUUUACACAAAGUUAACGCGGCCUAUGUGAAGAGUGUGGAGGCUAAUGUUAAUUACUUCUUAACAGAAAGCAGAUACGAAUCAUGUUUAGCCAAUUCUAGCUCAAACGAUGAACAAAUGUUUUCGAAUGCCCAUGGGGGGGGAAGCUUCUUGCCCAAUGGGGAUUAUGAAGCACACACAAAUGAUAACGAUGCGGGGAAGAAAAAUCAAGAAAAGAAUAAAAGGAAGAGAAAAUUUAACAAAAUAAUGGGAGCAAGUAAAACUGCCACCAACUCGAAUGAGCAACUGAAUAACGAGUUAAUGAAUGUCGUCGACCCGUGGCACGAUACGAAUGACUGUGCACAAAAUGGAAGUCACAAAAAAUAUGCUACUCACCUUUCCGAUGACAAGGACAAUGAUUACUUGCAUCCAACGUGUGGCAAUGCUAACAUUAUCAACGUGAGUGGAACAACAACCCACGUGGAGCAAUCUAACAACAGGGCGAUGCUGCUAUCAGGGGAGGACGGAAGUAUGGGGAAUAAUAACUGCCAAACACAGAAGAGGCAGAACAACCCAGGUGAAGCUAACCAGAAGGAACAGAAAAUAAUAAACCACAUGUACAACAAAGGAUUGGUUAUAAAUAAAAAUAUCAAAACGUAUAGCAUGCUUAUUCCGUACUGGAACUUAGCCGACACAGAUAUUUCCGAGGUGAACCAAAAAACGGCCAUCAAUUAUUCACUACAGGAAAAUGAGGAGAAUAAAUAUAUCUCGCUGUACUCCAAACCCCCAUGCUUCUACGCCCCCCUGUUCAUGUGCAUGUACAAAAUUAUCAUUAACUACUCCUUGUACAAUUUUAACGACAAGAGUAAGAAGGUAAUGAAAAAACAAAAGGAGGAAAAAACGAAUGACGAUAAGUGCAGCACCAGUAUGGUUAGAAAUGCACCAAAUAACAAAAUGGACAAGGCCACUUUGCACACAGAGAAGAAAAACCUCAGCAACAAUAUGGCAUCCAACAUGAACACAGCAACGGCGCAAAUGCCUCAAGCCACACAAAUCGCGCAAGCUGCACAAAUGAUUACAGAAAACAUUCGAUUUAUGUCAUCGGAAAAACAACACAACAUCAUAAGGAUAUGCAUCGACACGUUGUAUUUUUUCAAGGGUUACAACGCACAGCUGUGUAUGAGCAUUUUGCAGAUAAUUGAAUACUUGACCACCACGUACAGCAACGUCAUUUUCUUCAUUUCGUAUGCGCCGCCAAAUGUGUAUAAGAACUUUAAGAAGGUGUUCGAACUGGAGGAAAGGAAGAUACAAAGGAUGCAAGGAGGGGGAAAAAAUGUUUUGGUUGAUAAGGGAAACGCAAACGGAAUGUCGAACGAAACAGGGGAUAAUCCUAACGCGGAAUUAUUGCCCAGCAGAGAAGAGGAACUAUCUGCAGGGGAUCUGCACAAAAGAGAAACCAUUAUCAGUGGAGGAAGCGGCAUGGAACCCCUUAGAGAUAGAGGUAGUAGCAGAAUGUGUUGCCCCCCCAAUAUUACUAACAAUGAGCAGCACGAUUACGUCAGUUUUGUCGAACAGAAAUGCGACCCCCAUGUUGACUUCAACGAGUUAAUCCUAAAUAACAUCAGCAGAAGCGGACUUGGAAUUCUGCUAACCAUUUCGAAACAAGCAAAAUUUAAGGACAUGCUCAUUAUCCUGAUAAACAUCCUCAUCCAGUGCUUCACCGACAACUACGUUAUCGCUAACAGAAUUGAAUAUAGUCUCAAGUCAUUUUUCCUCUCGCACGGGAUCCCAGUCAAGUGCUUUAUGAGAAAGGACGACCUGAAGGUCAUAGAGGAUGACAAAAUUUCCAACGCCUUAGGUGUAUCAUUAAGUCAAUUGAAUGAAGCAUUAUAUCCAUUCAUUUUUAAGAACCCCCAGAUGUAUGAAGAAAUUCUCAGCUGUUUAUGCUUUUUUCCCAACCUGAAAUAUGUGAAGAAAGAUGAAACGAGCGAUGUGCAGCAUCAAGUUAGCGAUGUGAAUGAUUUGCUUUCGUUCAAUGGUUUUGGUAAGGCGGUUGGCGCACACAGCGCAACAGGAUUGACGAGCGAACAAACAAAGGAGAAAAGGAACGGAGCAAAUAUACACACAGUUGCGUGUAAUGGUGCUGAAAUUGCAAAGGGGACGAAAACGGAGAAGGUGAAAAAGGGAAAGGAUACCGGGAAGGACCACGAACAAGAAGGCAGAAGUUCGUUUCAAAGUACAACCAGCAACAGCGUGCUGAGUGGCGCCCCCGGAAAAAAUCUACAUGAUGGCGCAACCCAGUUGAGCAAGGAGAAAGGCAAGUCGGUGAAGGAAAACAGUGCACAGCAAGCGGUAACUCUUAACGGCGACGGAAACGAAGGAGGCAAGCUCUACCUGAAUGUGCUUCCCAUACCGGAACACAUUAAAUCCAUUUACAUGCUCUCAGAAACGGCCAACUGCACCAAGUACCUAAGAAAAUAUUUCCUGAAGAACAAUUUUUACAACUUUUACAUCUUGGCCGUUCUGCUGGAUUUCCUGAACCUGUUCACAAUCAUCCAAAGCAAAACGAGGUUAGUAAAACUUAACGAAAAGGAAGAAAGGCUACAAUUUAACAAGAGGCUAAUGGAAAUUUAUGGUACCCAUGCCAACUUUGACACCGAACUGGAUUACAAGGUUAUGUACCCCUUUGCUCUGACGGCAGAUAAUAUGCUCUUCAUUCUCAACUUAAUUUUUAAAACAUUCAAACAUUUAAUUGUUUAUUUGGUUAAGAUCCCCAAUUCCUUUAACUCCAAAAUUAUGAAGACUUUUUUUCUGAAUGAUUAUGAUGAACUUGUGCAUGGUGUGCAAUACAAUGACGCAUCAGUUUCUGCUCAUUCGGUCCAGUUUAAUACUACAUCGAGGAAGGGCAGCGACGAUUUGAAUACCCUCAUAAAAGAGACCCCCGAACAGCCUGCGAACCUCCCCUGCGGCGAUAACCACGUAGCAGUGGAGGCAGGAAGUGUAAUGCACAAAAUUGCGAAACCCGAUUUGACCUCAAACACUCACUAUACGUAUCGAGAAAUAUCUGAGUUUUAUUUACAAAAUUAUAGGCACUACUAUGCCCUCUUUGAUUUGUCCAAGUUAACGUUUAGGAGUUGCUUGUUCCCGUUUCUGCUGGAAAGGGGAGCGUGUCAGGCGGGUAGCAGCGGAGGGAAGGAAAAGGGCAAGGACAAAGGAAGGGAAAUGGAGAAGGAACUGCUUGCAGGCCAUAUUCUGCACGCGAACCACUCCAACAACCGAGUGUUUACACCCCUGUUGAUAUUUUUGUUCAAACGGAUAUUACCCCAAUUUAUAUGCCUCAGCCAUCCGAGCAUCCACACGACCUACUCGCCAAAAAAAUUGGAAGAGAAAUCCAAGUGCACGGAUUAUCACUACCAGUCUGUAUUAAACAGUAACGAAUUCAAGAAUGUCAAUUAUGUUAAACACAUUAUCAAUUUUGUUCAACUCAUAUUUGAUAUUCACUCUUCAAGCUAUGAUGUACAUAAGAAAGUGGUGCAAGAAAUUAUGCAUCUCUUGAAGGUGUACAAUAUUUUUCAAAAACGGAAGGAACAACACCCCUCUGGGAAAGCAUCUACCAAUUUCGACAACAACGUUUUCGCCACCCUCAUUGAUGUAUUUUCCUACGCUGUAAGUGCCUUGCUUUACAAGCUGGUCAACGAGGAACAGAAUAUUAAGAUAGAGAACAGCCAUCUGCUGGAUGAGAAACAGCUGCUUGGAAGCGGCAAGUACAUUUCCAAGGUGUUGGAGUUUACACAAAAGGGAGAAGAGGAGCAGGAGGCCAGGAACAAUGGAGGCGGUCACAACCGUAACGACAGCGACGACUGCGAUGACAGUCGCGGCGGGCGCGGAGCUAACGGGGGAAGUGGACAUGGAGGAAAUUACAGAGGUGGUAAUCACAACGGUGGCAAUCACAACGGUGGCAAUCACAACGGUGGCAAUCACAACGGUGGCAAUCACAACGGUGGAAACCCUAACGGUGGAAACCCUAACGGUGGCAAUCACAACGGUGGCAAUCACAACGGUGGAAACCCUAACGGAGGCCACCCCAACGGAGGUGGAGGCGGAGGCGACGAUCGCGACGACGAGGACAAGGCUGAGAAGAAGGACGACAACAAUAAAAUGUUCACGUAUAGCAGGGAGCAACUGGCCCACUUCCGCAUGGCUCUGUGUAACUUGCUCAACAAGCUGGACUACACCAAGGAAGACUUUGCCAACACAGCCACGUCCAUAAUUCGCUGUUUGUCCGUCCUGACGUCCGCACCCAUUUUGGGUUACCCCAUAAAAACAAAGAACAAUAAGUUGUACAUGCUAAAAUUGAACAAACUAAAUGAAAGGAAGAACAAAAAAAUUAAAAAAAUAAAGAGGAAUAAAAGAAGAAAGAAUAUGUCAUGUGUAACGUUUUUAAAUCCAUCUUAUGUGCGCUUCAGAUCAGACUCCAGUAACAACAACUCGAUUGGAUCAGACAUCCCCUACUCAGAUGACUCCGAUGUUUCCUACGAGGAACACUUCAUUUUUGACAAUGACGACGAUGAGGAUGACGAUGAUGAUGAGGACGAUGAAGAUGACCUUCGAUAUGAGUAUGAGGAAGAGAUGGACGAUGAUUAUGUUGACAUGGAGGAGGACGCAGAUGAUGCAGAUGACGCGGACAACGCAAACGACGACGAUGAGGGAGAUGAUGAAGCGGACGACGAUGUGGAUGACGACGUAGAUGAUGAGGCGGAUGAUGAGGGGGAUGAAGACGCAGGAGACGAAGCAAAUGCAGCAGCGCAUGGAGAGGAAAAUAAUGAUGAGGUGGUGGAACCGAACGAUGGAGAUGAUAUUGGCAAAGCGGAUGAGGGUGUUGGCGAGGUGGAAGAUAGACCACGAAGCAGCAGAGGAAGAGGAAGGAGAAGAAGUAGAAGAAGGACAGGAAGAAACGAAGAAUUGCGCAACAACAACAGCAGUAGCAAUAACAACACGUUGAGCAGCGCACACAUGGAUAGCGAUGAGAAUAAUGAAAACUCACUUAAUGAUGGGGCGGACGACACGGAAGGGAAUUACACCAAUGAAGAAGUCGAGGAGGACGAGGAAGAAGAGGAAGAUGUAGACGAGGAACAGGAAGACGUUGAAGAGGAUGAAGAGGAGGAUGAUGAUGAUGACAUGGAGGACGACGAUGAUGACGAUGAGGAUGAUGAGGAUGACGACGAGGACGAUGAUGAGGAAGACGACGAUGAAGAAAUGGAGGAGGAAGAACAAUACGACGAAAUCGAUAUGGAGGAGGAAGAAGAGGAUGAUGGAGAAGGAAACGGAAACGAACAUGAUACUAAUAGAGGCCUACACGUACACGCAUACCUCGUCCAAGAUAGAAACGUCAUUGAUGAGGACAAUAUUUAUGAUAACUCCAGCAAUCUGUUACUCCCCCACGAGGUGGACGAAAAUGAAGAAAACAUGUCACACAUGGGGGAUAACAACAAUAACAUCGUCUCAAAUUUGGAAUUGGGUUCAGACAGUAGUAACGAUAUGGAUGAAGAGCAAGGGGUCCAUAGAAUCAGAGAAAUUGAUGAAACGGAGGACUAUGAUGAGGAUGAUGACGAUGAGGACGACGACGAUGAUGAUGAAGAUGAGGACGACGAUGAUGACGAUGAUGAAGAUGACGAGGACGAUGAUGACGAUGAUGACGAUGAAGAUGACGAGGAGGACGAUGAUGAGGACGAAGAAGAGGAAGAGGAAGAAAUCAACGGAAAUAGCAGCACCUUCCGAAUUAGCCAAACGAAUGAUAACGUAAGAGCAGCGAAUAACAACGCAGACCUAAUCGACACAGAAAUGAAUGUGAACAAUUCUCUUCUCACAUGUAAUCAAAAUCAACACGAAAUAUUGGAUAUCCUGAUGGAAGAGGAUGGUGUAUAUAAUAUUAAUGACGACAUAGAUGAGUACAACGAUGAUUACAUGGACGACGGGGAACAUAAUAACCGACUUGCUAAUAGCAAUAUUAACAUCGUGGCUAGUGCACAAAUGGGCGGUGAUAACAACGUGGGAAUGUCUUCCUCCCUGAAUGCAAAUGGUGGUGGAGAUAAAAAUGGCAACACGGAUGCAGUUCACAGGGGAGGAGAUGACAACAUGGGCCAAGGAGAAGCAAUGCAUGAUAACGUAAUUGGCGCCACCUCAGAUGGGAUGAUAACAAACAGUUUGAACAAUGCCCAUGUGGAGUCCCCAUCGGAAGGAAAAAAGGGUACCUGCGGACUAAACGGAUCUAGCGCUACUAAUAUGACCAACACACAGAACAAAGGCGUUUACAACGAAUUGCAAAAUGAACUACAGAGUAACGGAAUUCACGUGGGUAUAAAUAAUGGACAAGAGCAAAAUGAUAAUGUCAAUGCAUUACUUAACGCACAUUUAGACACGAGCUUCCAAAUUCCAGUUAGUGGUGCUCCGGGGGAAACACAUUUCCCUGCGAACAUGAACGAAGGGAUCCAUAAAAGCGUGAACGUUGUUCAAAAUGGGAACAUGAUUAAGAACGAAAUGAACAACGUUGCUCCGAUUAACGAACAGGAUGAGGUAGGAAGUGGAGAAGGAGGAGCAGAUAAUAAACUCGGUGUUAGCAGCACAACAGCUGGUAUUGUUAAGCAGGAAGAAAACACAAAAGGCUCAUCCACAGGUGCGAAUGCUUCUACAACAGAAAGCGGAAAGAAGAUCGAGUCGUCGGCCGGUGCCUCUGAUAAAAACCAUAGCUUAUCCGCGGAAAGAACCACUAGCAUAACGAGUGUAAGUGAAAAUGAUAUUAACUUGAUAGAUUUGUACUACCAUUUUUACAACAACAAUAACAGAGAUGUGAACACCCUGCUGGGGGAAAAUAACAGCAUUUUAUAUUUGAACGAAACGGACACCAUUCACCCGUCCGCGGUGAAGAGUAGCGAGAGUGGGUUGCCCAGUGGACCUACUGCUGAUCCAAACGACGGCGCUGCUGCGAGCGGCAUGGAUGUACCUACGACUGGAGUUCCCACCAAUGAAACCAGCCCAACGGCAUUGGCCCCCGUGGAUACCACCCCGAUGGAGUUAAGCGAUCGGGAGCAAGGAACGCUGCUAAGCACCAGUAUGGAUAAUUACGGAACCGUUAACUACACCCCAACGAGCACUAACAUAUUUGCCCUAAUGGAUAAUCUGUGCUCUAAUUUGUUAACACUAAAUAGAAGAAGAAACGAACGUUUGAACAACAUGUUGACCGCCGCUGUGCACAUCCCCGACGGGGUAAGAAAUAACAACAUUAAUAUGCCCAUAGCAAUCAACGAAGAUUUCAACAUAAGCGGAAACAUCCCAAAUGAGAACAGCCCAUAUGAUAACAGCAACAUGUUACACGAAAGUAGUUGUACAUACUACCACCUAAAUCUCGACAGAGUUAACAACUUCUAUCCCCCCCCCAUGUUUAACAACGGUCCAAGUAUGAGAUCCAAUAACGUCGCGAACAGAAAUAUGAACCAAACGAACCAUAACCUUCGAAAUUUAUUUAACAUUAUUAGAAACUACAACAUUAGCGAUAAUAAUAUUAACUACACAAGGAAUUCGAAUCCCAUUCUGCAUGACUUGGGUAGAAGGGGCGAAUCUUCUGUUGUGGAGGGAGUGAACAGUGCAAAUGUGAUGAACGCAGAGAAUAGGGAAGCACCUGUGGGGGAUGUAAUUAGCGAGCUCUGCAACAACGACGCCCCCAACGUGGGCAGCAACCAGGGUGAUGGAAGCCGCCCCUCCUUACAGGAUGACCCCGACGUGCAGAACGAGGUGAACAACACCAUAGCGAAUAAAAUCAAAAGCGGCAACACUAUUAAGGAAAAGAACGAGGAUGCGAAGGAAGAAAGGUUUAGCCUUGUCGACACCGUCCUCGAUAAUGAUAAGAAAUUAAAAAGUAGCAUCUGCAACAUGAUGUACAACAGAUUGUGCAAGGCCAUUCCGAAGGUUCAUAUAAAUUUACCCAUCGAAAAUUUACUGGAGGAAAAGAAAAAAAUAAUUGAAAGCAUGCGCAAGAAGGUAGAAGAGAAAAAAGAACAUGGAAGCAAAAAGGAAGCACAGAAGGGAAAGGCGAGCAAACAGGAACAGGCGAAAAAAAAUGGCCUCCAAAAAGGAGAAGUGCCUUGGAAGGAGGAGCAAGAGAAGGUUGAGGUGCAGGCGGAAGAAGAAAGGAAGGGCACAGGAGAAAACGUAGAGGAAAACCACGCCCACAGGGAAGAUAAACAACGCGAUAACCACGCUGCUUCCCCAGACGCAAAUUCCACGCUCAGUGAAAAUGCCCAAGUGCACAUUCCACCAACUGGAACAGCCGACCCACAUAUUGAACCCGUUUUGUAUGAUAGCAGUGCCAACCACGAUGUUCCCACGAGUGAUCUAAUGGGUGCAGAUCAGAACAACGGAACUGACCCAAACCAAACGGACGAACAUAAUGACAACACUGACCAAAGUAUCUCCAACGAGGAAGACUACAAAAACAUUAACUACGAACAACUAUUCGACAACGUCCUGAAAAUCGAAUCGGUGCUCAUAAUCUGCUGCGCACUGGGCAUAACCGAAGGCCAAUUCUUCCAACUCCUAAACGUAGAUAGAUCAUUCCUCAUUGAACUUCCAAGCAAUUUAAUCGACGAAAUUAUUUUACAGCAUUUGAAGAAUAUCACCCUAGCGGGUGUAAACGAACUGGCGCAGGAAAAUGCCCAAAACGAUAAAAAAAUUUCAAUAGAGCUGUACAAGAAGUAUCAGAAGUUUCAGGAGUUUAGCAGGACGAGCCCAGGAGACCAGCAACCGAACACCAAUAACGAAAACGCCGUUGCGCAAACAGAUCAACAAAAUGGCAACGACAGUGAUCCCAGUGCAAGCAAUAUUACAACUGCACAUGUGGAAGAAGGAAACGCUGAGAGUAACAACGACAAUGGUGCAUUAACGGAUCCGGUGGGAGGACAAACUGUGCAGGAAGUGUCAAAUAAUGAUGAUGCCACAGGUGAGGGGCAUGGUCUCCCAGUAGUGGGCGCCCCAAGUGGUGCCACUGCUACCAACGGGGAAACCCCCACGAUGAGCGAAGGCGAAAAAAACCUGCUCAUCUACAACAGCAUAAAAAAGAGCUACCUGGAAGCGCUGCCCUCAAGUGUUCGCGCAGAAAUCAAGAAGAAAAUAAUAGGCAACAGGUGCCAGCGAAACGAAACACAAGACGAAACGAACAUUGCGUUUAUAGAUUCCUUGACGCCGGAGCUGAGGAGAGACGUGCUAUCCUCCGCAAGCUUAAGAUUCAUAAGAACGCUCACGGAAGAAAUGAUAGAAGAGGCAAGAAAUUUAAGAUUCGUGGUUCUUAACAGUCGAUCGAAUAUGCUAAAUGGUAAUAAUAGACCCAGGCAAAACGCCGCCCCCAACGCGGUCACAGAUGGGGAUAACGCAGAUACGAGUGCUAACAUUAGAGGAAGCAACGCAGGAAAUGUUAGCAGCGGCGGAGGAAUCGCAAGUGGGCCAAACGAGAGUGGAAUGAAUGCGAACGAAAUUGGUGCAAACGAAGCCAAUGCAGUUGGUGUCAGUGACAACGUAAAUCGCAGUAACAACAACGUUACCGGCAGCGGCGCAUCGAACGCGAAUGGGCAAACGGAUAACACCAAUGUGUCGUCCACCAGAUUAAACGCAAUCAGAAGUGACAUUCAGGAGCGAAUAACGAACACUGUUUUGAGGAACGCCGUGUCUAACCUAAACAACAUGAGCAGCAGUGAACACAGUCACAGCAACAGCAACAGAAGCAGCAACAACAAUAAUAAUGUUCCAGUAAUUAGCAGUGGAAACAGCAGGCAUACACAAAAUAAUAUGACGCUGUUUAAUGUACUUAGUAGAGCCAAUGCCAACAACAGAAGGCGUUUGAAUGCGUCACUAAGAAACUCGCUGAGCUCAGGAACGCAGAGGAACAACUUUAUCAGAAUAACAUACAACGAGAAUAACAAUCCUAUAAUUAUGAUUAAUACUGGGCAUGAAAACUAUGACAGUCUUACCGUUUCUCGUUUCUUGGAUCAUUUUCUUGGUGGUAGAUCUUUCAACGCAGCAAUUUCUAACCUGCCGCUAUCGGACAGUGCAAAUAUUAGCGCCAGUUUUUCCCUUAUUCCGACGAACCCAGUUGGUGAAAAUAACAAUGAGGACGCCAGCAGUGGAAAUAACAAUGGAGGUAGCAGUGGCCAUGGUAGGAACAACGCAGGAAAUAGUGGAGGCGCAGGAGGGAAUGGUCACCUGAGUGCAAGUCACCGCAUCGGAAAUAAUAAUAACAAUACGGGUGGUAGCGGAAACAAUAGUAUGAACGAAACGAGACUGUUCUUUAGCCAGGAUAAUCGAUUGAAUCCAGUGGAUCCUAAUUUCAAUCUCCUCAAUGACGACAAGGUUGCAGACAAGGAAGAUGAUAUAACGUUAAGUAAGUAUUUAAAAAAUUUAUUUCCAACCAAGAACAAAGCAGAUUCAGAUAGCUCCAAAAAUAACGCCCUCUAUGUUUGUUUAGAAGAACCCGUAUCGUCACAGGCCCUCAUUGACAUUUGCAGAUUACUGUUUUUAAAAAAAGAAAUCAACAAAAAAAUCAUGUUUACCCUUUUUUGCAAUUUAACAUGUUCGUAUCAGAAGACUAAAAUUUGUGCUUUGCAAUUAUUUAUGAACAUUUUAUGGUCUGCUUCUGUGGACUUGCAUGGGAAGAAUAAUUCCCCUCGAGUGGUAGCUCUGCGACAGGCUAUAAAUUUCCCCCCCAAAAUGCUUUACCAUAACGUUAACAAGAAGAACUAUGGACUCUUUUCUGAUAACUACUUCACCACUGCGUAUGUAUCAGCGGAGAGGGUACUAGAACAAGUGCAGUCGCUACUUAUUACCAUCCCACACAUCACUUCAUUCUUCUCCAUGCUGCUUGUGCACCCCGCGUUUUUCGUGCCCAAGGAUAUUAUCGAGAAUAAAGUUGUGGGGGUGAGGAAGGGCUCCAGCAGUAAUGUGUUUUUGGAGGAUAAUGCAAAAGGGGAAAUUUCUUCCCAAGUGUCUUCAGAAAUGACGCACACUUUGGCACGCAAAAAGGAAGAAACUGUGCAAGGUAGCACAAACAGAAUUAAUGAGGACGAGGCGGCCAUUUUGCAGUACGAACUGAAGAGGAAGCGACCCAAGAUGGACCAAAAGAAUAGCCCACACUCGCUAACCCUGAACACAAAAAUAGAACACUCCAAACAAAUGGAUAAGGCAAAAAAUGAGUACCCAAUUAAUGUCCUAUUCAAUCUGCUAAAUUCGUUCAUAUAUUUAACUUCCAAAAAACUCAUGAGCCAUCUCUUGUCAGUCAUUUUCAAUCUUCUAAUCAACUGCGGGAAGAAGUGGUACACGUAUAGCAACUUCACCAAGUGGGUAUACACAGAAAAUUUGGAAGAACUUCUAGAUGUGGAAAAUGCUAACAAUGAUGAAAAGGUGGGGGAUAAAAAGAACGACGAGGUAGUGAACAACGACGCAAGCAAUAACGAAGCGACUGCAUUAAACAACGCGAGUGAUAGCCGAAGUGGAAGAAGCAACAACGGCAAUAAGAGGAACACAACGAGUAAAGCCAAAAAGCAGAAGCAACACAGUAGUAGUAACUUGAAGGAGUUCUACCACCCCUCAUCCAAAAUUAACAGAGAGCUACUAUUGAACAUUAGAAAUAUAAAAAAAAAUGAACAAGAUAGUAGCAGGAAGGAUUCAACGAAAAAACCAUUUUACCUACUAGAAGUCAUAUCAGUAGAUGCCCUGAGUAAUUUAAGCAAACUAAUCUGUAACUACAAAACAAAUUUCUUAUGGAUCAACAGUAAUAACAAUAACAACAACGCGAAUACACCUAAUAAUAAUAAUAACCUCGAACAAGUGCACAAGCAAGACAUUUCCUCACUCACUCAAAUUAUCGUAAUACUCUUUUCGCAUUACAAGCUAAAAAAAUGGGCUAUUCAAACAUUGAAAUAUCAUACCCACGUUUUGAUCAAAAGGAUUAUUUAUGACUUGAGAAAAAUUGUUCACUCCAUACACAAUAAAACGUUUGAUGUGUAUGCAGUGGAUCACUCCGAUAGUUUGGAACAGAAACUAAUUGCAUUUUAUCGAGUCAUUACCAUUUUAUGUAAUGCUCCCUCUUUGAUUGACAAUAUGAUUAACAAAAGUGAAGCCAACAAAAAUUUCAGUGCCCAGGACAUUAGCAGUAGCGCUUCACAGAAUGGUCUAAAUUUGAGCGCUGAUGGCACGUCUACGGCUCCAAACGUGGGCAUAUCAUCAAAUGGGGACGCUCCCCCAGUGGUGAAUGAAGUUGGUAUCGGUGACGUUGCCACAGGUGGUGGUGCAAGUAGUGGUGAGGGUGUUGAUAAUAAUAAUGAGGAGGACGACACUCAUAAUGACCAUGUAAUAAAACCUGCAACGGAAAAAAAGAAAAACACAGACGAAGAAACCAAGUUCGAUAUUUGUGCCGAUUUCUUCCUCUCCAUUAACAUCGACGCUCUCUGGGAAGAAUUCAACAAAGCCAUGCAGGUAAUCAAUAAUGCCCUCAUAGAUAAAAAUUACAAAUUUACACACAACAAUAGGAGCAAUAUGCAGUUGCGCUCAGAGGAAGGAAAAACGGAGCACCAUAAUGGAAGCAUGCUUCUACAACCCCCAAAACGUGAACAGACCAACGAUGUAAUAGUAGGAGGAGGGGAUGAAGAAGAUGUUGUAGUACCCAAUGCGUCCACCCCCUCCUGUACAAAUGGAAAGAACAAGCAAGGAAAUGUACCACUCGGAGGAGAGACAAACAAAUCCUUCUUCGAUUUGGAUUCCUCCUCAAGCGAAACGUCAGAACAGGACAAUCCAAAUUCGCUAACUGCAGGCAGCCCGCAACAUGAAGAAGGAGCCCUCAUACAAAGUGCAGCAGAAAAUGUUGCCAACCCUGCAGAGGAAAGGGCCAACCAAAACGGAGAUAAUAACAAUGCGAACAGCAACCUAGUGGAAGAUAAAAAGAAAGAAAAUGAGGAUGAUCCACCCCCAACCAUUUUAAAUUAUCUCCUACCACUGAUGGAAGCAUACCUCUUCAUAGAAGAAGUCAUUCUAGUAUCCCAAUAUAAGUUGAAAAAAUUUAAAGACCUGGAAAAAAAAGUCGCUAAUUUAAACAUCGAAAGUAUAAAAAUUAAUGAAAAGUUGGCUUGUGACGAUAGCCCCUUUUACAUUAGCAUAUAUCAUAAGAAGGAGAAACGGGUGUCGGAGAGUGAUUCCACCGGUGAGGGGGACCUUAAAUUGGCCAAGUUCAAUACUGCCAGUCGGGUCCAUAGCAACAUGUCCAACAAAAUGAAAAGGAUGAAGGAAUUAGGUGCGUCGUCAGACGAAGAGUUGCAGAGGGAAGGACAGUACAAACAACACAAAAGGGGGGAAAUUAAUAUGACACAUUUGCCAGAAGCGGAGGCGGACAACAACACAGCCGAAUUUAAGCACCUGGGUAAUGACGAUGAUACGAACGUGCAACAAGGCAAAGGUGUGAUAAACAAAAGGGAAGAAAUGAUGGGAUACCUUGCAAAUGACGCAGAGGAGGGAAAGAAGAAAGCCAACUCUCGUGAAUUGCUAACAGGCGAAAAGAGUACAUUUAGCAAUUCCCAAAAUUGUGACCACGCCGUGGAAGCUAGCGGAAGUGGAACAUAUGAGUUUGCAAAGCGCAGAUCAGGCUCAGAGGAAGCAGUGCAACAGCACGGUGGAUACGUCGGGCAGAACACGAACGAAUACGAUGGGGAGGACGCCGAAGAGAUGAUGAUGAUGAUGCGUGCGUUCCGUGAUACUGCCAAUGACGAUGGCGACGACAACGAUGACGACGAGUACAUACAGAUUAAACUGGAGGACAACGAAGGAAGCAUCAGCAGCCGACACAAGAAGCUCAUCAAAUUCGUGUACAUAAACAGGAGGGUAAUUAACAGCCUCAUCAAGCAAACCCCGAUACUACUACACCACAACUUCAAGUCGCUCAUUAAGCUGACUUCGUCCUGCAUCAACUUCGAAAACAAGAGGCAUUAUUUGAGAAAGAAAUUGAAACAUCUGAAGUCAGGGGUGAGAAGCGAACCAAUCCGUUUGAACAUAAGAAGAGAAAAAGUGUUCACCGAUUCAUAUUACCAAUUGAGGAACAAAUCUGGUAACGAUUUAAAAGGAAAAUUAGUAGUUACUUUCAAAAAUGAAGAAGGAGUAGAUGCAGGAGGGUUAACUCGAGAAUGGUACUCUAUAUUAGCCAAAGAAAUAUUCAACCCUAAUUAUGCUUUAUUCUGCCGGGAAGGAAAGAAGAGCGAGUUUAACCAUCCAAAUCCUCUGUCAUAUAUUAACCCAGACCACUUGCACUUUUUCAAAUUUGUGGGCAAAUUUAUUGCAAAGGCUAUUUAUGAUGGGCAAGUGAUAGAUGCUUAUUUUUGCAGAUCCUUUUAUAAACACAUGCUUGGAAGGAAAAUCCUCCCAGCCGAUGCAGAAUCGGUAGACCCAGAGUUUUACAACAGUCUGAUCAAAAUUGCUGAGUACAAAUUGGAAGAUCUAAAUUUGGAGAUCAAUUUUAGCACCGAAAUUGACGAGUUUGGAAAAACCAAAAUUAUCGACCUCAUUCCCAAUGGUAGAAAUAUCCCAGUCACUGAUGAAAAUAAAAACAAGUACAUUGAGCUUCUAUGUGAAAUGAAAGUAACCAACAGUAUAAAGGAACAGUUAGAAGCUUUCAUGGAUGGUUUCAAAGAGCUUAUACAACCCAAACUGAUCUCCAUUUUCGAUGACAAGGAGUUGGAAUUACUCAUUAGUGGCAUUCCGACCAUAGAUCUAAACGACCUAAAAGAGAAUGUUGAAUAUCACAAUUAUUCACCUAACUCGAUUCAAAUUAUUUGGUUAUGGGAUGUCCUCCAAGAAUUCGAUGAAAAUAAAAAGGCCUCUUUCUUACAAUUCGUUACUGGAACGAGUAGAGUACCCUUAGGUGGUUUUAAAAAUCUCAUGGGAAUGAGGGGUGCACAGAAGAUGAUUAUUUACAGGGCCUACGGCGAGGACCGCCUCCCCACUGCACACACAUGCUUCAACCAACUGGACCUACCUGAGUAUUCCUCCAAGGAGUUGUUAAGAAGCAAAUUAAUCAGGGCCAUCAUGGAAGGAAAGGAGGGCUUCGGAUUUAUAUAA
Plasmodium fragile is the source of this 24432-nucleotide messenger RNA. RefSeq lists its product as uncharacterized. Bases 1 to 24432 code for a protein of 8143 amino acids. Gene Ontology annotation, biological process: positive regulation of protein catabolic process; protein polyubiquitination; proteasome-mediated ubiquitin-dependent protein catabolic process. Gene Ontology annotation, molecular function: ubiquitin-protein transferase activity. The transcript is spliced from 2 exons. Lineage: Eukaryota; Apicomplexa; Aconoidasida; Haemosporida; Plasmodiidae. The record is from RefSeq and is a predicted model, not a curated record.